UACACUUUGUACUCUUUGAAAGUGGUCAAACAGUCCGAUGACCAGAGUUCAGCAAAAGGUUUUUGCUGUAUGAGGGUAUUAAAAACCCUAUAGUAAUAAGCAUAAAAGUGUAGAAGUUUGUUGUAGAAGAUGACGGCACUGUCGGAGCUCACCGAUGACAUUGUUCGGAGCAUGGCCGUAGGAGCCACUUUCUCUGAUUUUGGUGGGCAGAUAAACUCACUUGAUUUUCAUCGGACAGAAGAUUUGCUGAUAACCGCAAGUGAGGAUGAUUCAAUUCGACUUUUUGACAUUGCCAAUGGGAAGUUGCUGAAGACUACAUAUCAUAAGAAGCAUGGAGCUGAUCGAAUAUGCUUUACCCACCACCCUCAUUCUGUUAUAUGCUCUUCAAUACACAACUUGGAUUCGCAUGGAGAGUCUUUGCGAUACCUAUCCAUGUACGAUAAUCGAUGCCUUCGUUACUUUAAGGGACACAAAGAAAGGGUUGUGUCACUGUGCAUGUCUCCAGUUAAUGACAGCUUCAUGUCUGGUUCUCUUGACCAUAGUGUGAGGAUAUGGGAUCUUCGCGUAAAUGCAUGCCAGGGGAUUUUGCGUCUAAGAGGUAGACCUGCAGUUGCUUAUGACCAACAAGGCCUUGUCUUUGCAGUGGCAAUGGAAGGGGGUGCCAUCAAAUUGUUUGAUUCAAGAUAUUUUGACAAGGGGCCCUUUGAAACCUUCCUAGUUGGUGGAGAUACAGCUGAGGUUUGUGACAUAAAAUUCAGCAAUGAUGGAAAAUCAAUGCUUUUAACAACUACUAGUAAUAGCAUCUAUGUGCUUGACGCCUAUGGAGGAGAGAAGCGGUGUGGGUUUAAUCUGGAUCCCUCCCCAACAGCUGUGGAGGCGACCUUUACACCAGAUGGCCAGUAUGUUGUUUCAGGUUCAGGAGAUGGAAACUUGCAUGUGUGGCACAUCAACACACUAAAUAAGGUUUGUAGCUGGGAUAGCCACAUAGGCGUGGCAUCGUGCUUGAAAUGGGCCCCAAGAAGAGUCAUGUUUGUUGCUGCAUCAUCAGUUCUUACCUUUUGGAUUCCUGAUCAUAGAGGUUCUGGUGAGGCCACUGGAGUCCAAAUAGAAGAACAAGUUACUCUUACUCAAUGACGUCUUUAUAAGUUACAUGUAUGCGUAAACACACUUGGGCACUCUCAAGAGUUAUAUGAACGUUUUUGAUUCUUGUCAGUGCUUUUAUUUCCCAAGGUUCGAAAUUUUAUUUGUCCUUUCUUUUCUCAAAUCCUAUGUCUGUGUUACUGCGUAGGUAGCAUGUGUGCCUUUUAUUUGAUGUCUUUCUUUUUGAAAAAAGGGGAAAAAACAAGGACUUGGAUGUUCCUUUCUAUCUGGUAUAAAUAAAUAGGUUUCACGUA
Molecule: messenger RNA, 1394 nt
Organism: Solanum dulcamara
Lineage: Eukaryota; Viridiplantae; Streptophyta; Magnoliopsida; Solanales; Solanaceae
Product: protein ANTHESIS POMOTING FACTOR 1
Exons: 10
Coding region: 130-1134 (334 amino acids)
Cellular component (GO): Set1C/COMPASS complex
Molecular function (GO): chromatin binding; protein binding
Source: RefSeq, a predicted model, not a curated record